AUGAGUGCCGGAGCCAAUAAAUCAAUCAAUCUUUAUCGUCAGAUUUUACGUCUUGCUCGAAAUUGGAAAGCUUUGAAUCCUGAACAUACCGCUGCCGAAAGAGAAGCAAUCCGGAAAGAAGCACGAGAGCAGUUCCGAGCUCACGCUAAGGAAACUGAUCCGAAAACGAUAGCGGAUCUUCAUCGUGAGGCCGAAGCAAGGAUCGUAUCGGCUGAGCACUACGGAAUCCCCUAUAAGAGGCCAGAAUACUUACCUCCAAACACGUCAUAUGGUAGAAUGUUAAACUCAAAAGAGGACAGUUUAGAAGGAGAAAUAUACCGAAACCUAAAUUUAAAUGAAUUCCCUUACGCCCUGAAUUCGUUCGAUCAAUCACCACUCUCGUUCACUGCUGUAAGACUUCUUCGUUCAAUUGUUCAUUCGUUAGAUUUAGAAGUCAACAAUUUCGUUCGUCAAUAUUUUGCGUGUGUUUCUAUAAGUAAAGAUUCAUUGGCCGAAGUGAUUCGAUACUGCGAAGAUGCUUUAGAAGGGAAACGUCUCAUUCAAAAUGUUUUAGCUUCCGAAAUUUGGAUUCGUUUUCCAGAGAAACGAAAUUCUCAUUCGAAAAUUUUAAAAGAGUUGGUUUCAUCGGUAUGUAUAAUCGUGGAAUUUCACUCAGAUUCCACAAAAUUCCUGUUAUUCUUUUCAUUUUACUUGUCAAUUGUAGAAUCUGCUUCACUGAUGUCGUCGGAGGUUUGCGAUGGCUUAUAUGAAGCAGUCACUCGUUCAAUGGACACCUCAGCGGAUUACGGUCAUCGUUUGUAUUUGAGUGGAUCUGGGAAACGUUUCAUUGUCUUGAAAGAGAAAAAUGAACAACUGUCACUUGGUACCACAGGUCUAUCGUGCUGGCAGGCUUCGUGCGAUUUGGCACACUACUUACUGGGUGUUGGUUCGAGUUAUUUGCAAGGUCGUAAUGUUUUGGAGUUGGGUGCAGGCUGUGGAUUUUGUGGUAUUGCUUUGGCGGCCUCGGCUAUGCCACGAAGUGUCACACUAACGGAUUGUAAUGCACAUGUGCUUACACUUCUUCGACAAAACGUCGAAAAUAAUUUCUCUGAGGAAUCAAAGCAGCAAGUGAAAAUAAAUGUUUGUCAUUUUGAUUGGACAUCAAGUAAAGCGAGCGAUCUGCCCACGAGACCAGAUCUUAUCGUUGCAUCAGGCAAGAAUUUUGGAAUUGCAGAAUCGAAUGGUCUGAAGGUGGAUGAGAAAUUCAUCUUUUCAAAUGGCGCAUUCAGAUUCAACGAUGGUCGUCGUAUCAUUGAACCAUCAUUGUUUCCAUUUGUUUCCACAAUUAAUUGUCCAACAACUUUUCACUGGAUUUCUUCAAAAUAA
Messenger RNA from Anisakis simplex (herring worm), 1365 nucleotides. The record is from the annotation of a GenBank genome assembly. NCBI's taxonomy places the organism in Eukaryota, Metazoa, Nematoda, Chromadorea, Rhabditida, Anisakidae.